UUUCGACCUAGACUGCGAAUAGCGAACGCCUCUCGAGAUGACUACUCGUGAUCGCACUGUGACAACUCAGUUCCGUCGCAAUGUACGCUAGGCGUAUCGCGCACUGGUUGCUUGUUCUCGUCUGUGGAUGGGUUGCUUACUUAACUAGACGGUUUCUACUGGACACUAUCUCACGAAUAUCAGCAUACACGCCUUUGCACGUCAAAUGUCGCAACUCCGCCUAUCCUCGUACAAACGGACUGCAGCGCGUCUUAGUUCCAGAUGAGUUGGUCGAUUGGCGCGUCCCAUGGGAAGAGUAUUUGCCUAUCGCCUACACAAAUCAGAAAAUUCUGGGAAUGGUUUGGGCUGAUCCGGAUAUACAAGCUCAUCCUGAAAUUAAGUUACGGUUCAAUGAGGUAGACGGCAAGGUGGAUCGCACCAGCUUCAUGGGCAGAUACCGUUUGGACAGCAAUGGACUCCCACUUAAUCCUCGCGGUAGAACUGGUAUCACUGGUCGUGGUGAACUUGGCCGGUGGGGUCCAAAUCACGCGGCGGACCCUAUCGUCACCAGGUCGGUUUACAGCUUUGUAUUACUAUACUUCGAUUUGUCUGGCUUUCAUUUGCUACGUAUUCAUGUAUUUACUGGCACAUUGCCAUCAAAGUACCCUUCAUAA
This is a messenger RNA of Dicrocoelium dendriticum, 653 nucleotides long. The record is from the annotation of a GenBank genome assembly. NCBI's taxonomy places the organism in Eukaryota, Metazoa, Platyhelminthes, Trematoda, Plagiorchiida, Dicrocoeliidae.